Messenger RNA from Arabis nemorensis, 1260 nucleotides. Lineage: Eukaryota; Viridiplantae; Streptophyta; Magnoliopsida; Brassicales; Brassicaceae. The record is from the annotation of a GenBank genome assembly.
AUGAGUGAUCCACGGGUACGAUCAUUGCAGAUCAGUGAUGGUGAUUUGGAGGUUGCUCAGCUUGAUGAACUCAUAAAGGAAAUAGAACAAAAGAGUCUGUUUUACUACAAAGAGAAAAACAAGUCUUUGAGAGCUCGUUAUGUCUACGGAACCAUCUUCUUGAUUAUAAAUCUAUGCGCUUGGUUCAUCCGCGACUACGCACAAAAGGCUCUGUCUUUGCUCCCAUAUGUGAGUAGUUGCGGACCAGAAGGAAGUCAUUGUUUCAGUACACUUGGAGUACUCCGCGUGAGUCUUGGAUGUUUUAUAUUUUUUCUUAUUAUGUUCCUCUCAACAUGGAACACUAUGAAACUCCAUGAAGCUCAAAACAGUUGGCACUCGGAUAAUUGGAUUUUCAAGUUUCUUCUACUGGUUGUAGCCAUGGUAGCUCCUUUCUUCAUACCUCAGCUUUACAUCCAAAUUUACGGAGAAAUUGCGCGUGUUGGUGCUGGGAUAUUUCUCGGUCUUCAGCUCGUAAGUGUAAUCGAAUUCAUCACUUGGUGGAAUGACUAUUGGAUGCCUCAUGACCAAAGUAAGCAAAGCUGCUCUUUUGGUUUGGUUAUGUCGACAGUUUUCUACAUCGGUUCUGUUUGUGGGAUCGCAGUGAUGUACUACUUCUACGCAGCUUCCACGGCUUGUGUUCUCAAUAUAUUCUUCAUCUCAUGGACUGUUGUUCUUCUAAUCCUUAUGAUCCUUAUGUCUUUGCAUUCAAAGGUGAAUAGAGGACUUCAAUCUUCCGGGAUUAUGGCUUCCUACAUUGUUUUCUUAUGCUGGUCUGCGAUCAGAAGCGAACCUUCGCAUACAAAAUGCAACGCGCAUACUCAGAACGAUCAUACUGAUUGGAUUACAAUACUGAGUUUCCUUAUAGCUAUAGGCGCCAUUGUGAUUGCUACAUUCUCAACAGGGAUAGAUUCAGAGUCCUUCAGGUUCGAGUUUCGUAAAGACGAAACUAAAGAAGAGGAUAAUAUACCAUACAGCUAUGGAUUCUUCCACCUUGUGUUCUCCUUAGGAGCAAUGUACUUUGCUAUGUUGUUCAUCAGCUGGAACCUCGCACAUUCAGCCCGGAAAUGGAGCAUUGAUGUUGGGUGGACAAGCACAUGGGUAAAGAUAGUGAACGAGUGGUUUGCCGCAGCGAUAUACCUUUGGAAGUUGAUUGCUCCUAUUGUGAGACAACCUAGAAUUCAUGAACAACCUCAGCCAACAACAGGAGAAGUAAGCAGAUAG